UCCUGACAUAGAUGACACCCUAGGACCGAAGAGCAAGCGCCAUGUUGAAGCCAUCAUUGCCACUCACAUCUCUCUUAUUCCUGCAGCUGUCUCUGCUGGGAGUGGGGCUGAGCCCCAUGGUCCUCACGCCCGGUGGGAAUGAAGACACCACAGGUGGUGGGAGACCUUGGACUCGAGGGGGCUGAUUUCUCCCUGACCUCUAUGCCCCCUGGGUCCCUCAGUGUUUCCACUCUGCCCCUCCCAGAGGUUCAGUGUUUUGUGUUCAAUGCCGAGUACAUGAACUGCACUUGGAACAGCAGCUCUGAGCCCCAGCCGACCAACCUGACUCUGCGCUAUUGGUACAAGAACUCUGCUGAUAAGGUCCAGGAGUGUGGCCACUAUCUAUUCUCUGAAAAGAUCACUUCUGGCUGUUGGUUGCAAAAAGAAGAGAUCCAUCUCUACCAAACAUUUGUUGUCCAGCUCCAGUAUCCACGGGAACCCAGGAGGCAGGCCAAACAGAUGCUAAAACUGCAAGAUCUGGUGAUUCCCUGGGCUCCAGAAAAUCUAACACUUCGUGACCUGAGUGAAUCCCAGCUAGAACUGAGUUGGAGCAACAGAUACUCAAGCCAUUGUUUGGAGCACCUGGUGCAGUACCGGAGUGACCGGGAUCGCAGCUGGACUGAACAGUUAGUGAAUUCCAGAUCUAGCUUCACUUUGCCUAGCGUGGAUGUGCAGAAACGCUACACGUUCCGUGUUCAGAGCCGCCACAACCCAUAUUGUGGAAGUUGUCUGCAUUGGAGUGAAUGGAGCCACCCAAUCCACUGGGGGAGCAAUGCUUCAAAGGAGAAUCCGUCGUCAUUUGCAUUAGAAGCUGUACUUAUCCCCCUUGGCUCCAUGGGGUUUAUUAUUAGCCUCAUCCUUGUGUACUGCUGGCUGGAAUGGACGAUGCCCCGGAUUCCCACCCUCAAGAACCUAGAGGAUCUGGUUACUGAAUACCAGGGGAACUUUUCGGCCUGGAGUGGUGUGUCUAAGGGAUUGACGGAAAGUCUGCAGCCAGACUACAGCGAACGGCUCUGUCACGUCAGUGAGAUUCCCUCAAAAGGAGGGACCCUAGGGGAGGGGCCUGGGGGCUCUCCCUGCACCCAGCAUAGCCCCUACUGGGCCCCCCCAUGUUACACUCUGAAGCCUGAAACCUGAGCUCCAAUCCCCUGACAGAACCCCAGGAUCCUGUAGCUUCAAGUGGAUCCCCUCAUCAAACUAGUCUGAGUCUGAUGCUCACCUCGCCCUCCUGUGGCUGAUUUAGAAUUUUGUACCCCUUUGUUCAGUAUCCCCUACUUGAGAUUUGCCCCUUUGCUCUAUAUGUGUUGCUUUUUUUAUUCUCCCCAAUCCAGCCCUCCCUUUCUCCCUCACCCCUCCCUUCCUCUUCUAUUUGCUCUUUAAUUGUUUCUGAAUUAAUGAGAAAUAAAGUUUCUAUUGAUAAUCAUCAA
This is a messenger RNA of Tupaia belangeri chinensis (Chinese tree shrew), 1466 nucleotides long. It is a transcript of the gene IL2RG, whose product is annotated as interleukin 2 receptor subunit gamma. The transcript has 8 exons. The coding region runs from base 139 to 1176 and encodes 345 amino acids. Gene Ontology annotation, molecular function: cytokine receptor activity; protein binding. The record is from RefSeq and is a predicted model, not a curated record. Gene Ontology annotation, cellular component: external side of plasma membrane. Gene Ontology annotation, biological process: cytokine-mediated signaling pathway. Lineage: Eukaryota; Metazoa; Chordata; Mammalia; Scandentia; Tupaiidae.